Colletotrichum chrysophilum is the source of this 1020-nucleotide messenger RNA. RefSeq lists its product as uncharacterized. Gene Ontology annotation, cellular component: Cdc73/Paf1 complex. Gene Ontology annotation, molecular function: protein binding. Lineage: Eukaryota; Fungi; Ascomycota; Sordariomycetes; Glomerellales; Glomerellaceae. The record is from RefSeq and is a predicted model, not a curated record. The transcript has 3 exons. Bases 1 to 1020 code for a protein of 339 amino acids.
AUGUCAGCCCCCACCUUCCUAUUCACACCGCGGUCGCAACUUUCCCAUACGCAACCGCGUACCCUCCACAGCGGCACAAGCUUCACAUGGACUGGCAGCCAUGCCCACAUAACCGACAUCUUCGGGCUCGCUGCUACACCCCGAGCCGUUCUCUCGGCCAGCGGUUCUUCGACCCUUCAUGUCCACAACACCGCCGACCCUGCGAUCCCCAUCACACAGUCCAUCAGCGGUGCCCACAAGCUCGGCUGUCACCACAUCUGCACCUCGCGCGAUGGCCGUGUAGCUGCCAGCGCGGGCUUUGCCGGCGAGCUGAAGGUCUGGGUCAUCGACAAGGACACGGGUGAGUGGAAGCUUCACUCGGAGGUCACCGAUCAGAACUCCAAGGCGGGCGAGACAUGGGCCAUUGCGCUCAGCGAGGACGGCAAGUUCCUGGCAGGCACAACAUACGACGGCCGGAUAAACGUGUGGGAUAUUGGCGAAGAGGGAACGCCCAAGAUCCGGGAGUAUGAGACGGGAAGCCCUGGCUCGGGCAGCUUCGGCAUGUCGGUCGACUUGAGCAGAGACGGAAAGUUCACUGCGAGCGGACACCAGAACGGUUCCGUGUACCUCUUCAAUAAUGACACCGGUCGGCUUGCGUCCUCUCUGCCUGGAUUGGCCAAGCCCGUUCGCGCAGUGGCAUUCUCUCCAGGCAACACGAGACUGGCGGCCGCUGGCGACUCUUCCAUCAUUGCCAUCUACGAUCUCAAGCAUGGCGAACAAGUCGGCAACCUGACGGGCCAUUCUUCAUGGAUCACGUCCAUUGACUGGAGCGACACCGGCGAAUACCUUCUGAGCGGAGCGAUGGACGGCAAGGUCAAGGUUUGGUCAGUCGAGCGCUAUGCCUGCGUAGCUACGCACAGCGAGACGGAUAAGGCACUGUGGUCUGUCAGGUGGCUUCCCAAGACCGGAAGGAGUGAGAUGUUCUGCACUGCCGGAGCAAACAGGAGCAUCUCGUUUUACAGAGAGGCCACUGGAGCGUAG